Molecule: messenger RNA, 1419 nt
Organism: Drosophila sechellia
Lineage: Eukaryota; Metazoa; Arthropoda; Insecta; Diptera; Drosophilidae
Product: neurogenic protein mastermind
Exons: 2
Coding region: 141-1271 (376 amino acids)
Biological process (GO): positive regulation of transcription by RNA polymerase II
Cellular component (GO): mediator complex
Molecular function (GO): transcription coactivator activity; transcription factor binding
Source: RefSeq, a predicted model, not a curated record
UCGCGAGUCGCGUCCGCUCAACUGAUAACGAUCCAGAGACCGAUUGCACGGUUGCUCGGACUUACUGCCAAAUCAACGGGAGACGGAGUCGAGUUCCAAUACCAGGCCAUCAGCCAUCCAUUAGCCUCACCACGUAAAUCAUGUUCGCAGUGGCCUUGACGAUGGCGGCCUUGGUGCUUGCCGGUCAGCAGGAGGUGUGCCGGGCACAGGUCUCCAUCCACACGGAUGCUAACACGAACUCCUACAGCCUGAAGACGCCCGGAGUGCAGCAGACCUUCACCCGGUACUACGGAGGAGCGCCCAAGAACCAGCAGGUGGAGCAGCCGCAGCUGCAGCAGGAGCAGCAGGAGCAGCAGGAGCAGGAGCAGUUGCAAACUCCCACGCAAUUUGGUGGAUUCUCGCCGUCGGGACAGCAGUAUCCUGCCGUGUACUCGCAGCCAGGACUCCGGGUCGGUGGUAAGCUCAAGGCCACGCCCAACUCGCUGCUGCAGCAGCAGCAGCAACAGCAGCUGCAGCAGCAACAGCAGCUCCUGGCGCAGCAGCAGCAGCAACUCCUGGCCGCCACAUCGCCGCAGGUAGCAGCUGCAUCCGGACCAGGAUUGGGCGUUGGCGGGGGCGUGGUCAACAUGCCCAGCUAUGCUGACCAGAUGCACGCCGCCUUCCUCGACUAUCAGCGCCAACGAGCCGAGUUCGAGCAGCAGCAGCAGCACCUGCUGCAGAAGCUCUACCACUACUAUCCCGAUGUAUCCGGCGGCCUACAAUCACCUGCCCAGAUUCAACCCCAAACCCAGAUAGCUGCCCCCGCCGACGUGGGAGGCGCUCCGGCAGGCAUUGCACCACAGAGCGCAGCUGGACGCUUCGCCUACCGCCGGCCGCAGUUCAGCAGCAAUGGCCUGCAGCCCGAGCGCCUUGCAUCCGGAUCCAUUGUGCCCGGAGGUCCAGUAAGAGGAGGUCCAGUUGGAGUCAUCCCGGGAGGAGUGAUCGGAUCAGCGUCUUUGCGCACCAGAGGUCUGGGAGCGGGAGCGGGAGGAGACUUCUACUCCACGCAGCAGCACAUGGGCUUCAUGCAGCAGCAGCAGCAGGACGUGCUCCGUGACCAACAGCAGUCGGUGGCCCAGCAGUUCGCCACCAGCCAGCUGGCGCCCACCACCCGCCAGAGCUAUGGGAUGGCCGUUCCCAUGUCCUCCGUGCUGGGAUCCCCCACCUACCAGCAAUCGCCGGACGUCUCUCAUGUGAGCUUCUCAAGCGGCAAUCUCAACUACAGCUUCUAAUGAUGAUGAGCUGUUAUCCCAAGGACUUUAAAAACUAGUAUUUUCAUUUUUUUUUUUCACACACCUUUUUUUUGCGUAAAUUUUCGUGGUAUUUGAUAAGAGGAAUUGUGUAGGGCAAGCAAGAAUAAAUUUUGUAAGUGAUGAUAAU